AUGUCAGAAAAUCGUAUUGCCCCUUUUUUUUCCUCUGAAAAGACUAUGUCAUGUUCUAUUUUUAUUCUCUCAGUCGCGACUUCAGAUAAUUUAGAAGAAACACUUUAUAUUUAUGGAGGUUUAUAUUUCGCCUAUAGAUGUUUGAAUAUAGGAAAAACAAUGUGUUAUGAAGGAGAACUUCAGCCUAAUAAAUACUACAUUAAUCACGUCAAACUCUUAUCCAUUGGAGGGAUGGUCCAUUCGGUUAUUCAGCUAUAUUUGAAAUUGUAUUUGGAUUUUCAGCUAUGGUCCCAUUACAUCGUUCUCUGUGCAACCAUUGCAUGCUACACAGCGUUUUUCAUUCAUCAGACAUGGAAAAUAAUUGACUUUUGUGCUACAGAUCGGGGUAUCAUGUAUUUUUUUUCUACUGGCACUCUGCUUCUCUCCGCUACCUCUUUUUCCAAAACAUUUGAAGCUCGUUGGAGUGGAUGUUGUAUGUUUACUCUGCAGUCUAACCGAUUGGUGUUUUGCUCAUAA
Messenger RNA from Caenorhabditis briggsae, 516 nucleotides. The transcript has 3 exons. The record is from RefSeq and is a predicted model, not a curated record. NCBI's taxonomy places the organism in Eukaryota, Metazoa, Nematoda, Chromadorea, Rhabditida, Rhabditidae. The coding region runs from base 1 to 516 and encodes 171 amino acids.